Molecule: messenger RNA, 1317 nt
Organism: Metarhizium album ARSEF 1941
Lineage: Eukaryota; Fungi; Ascomycota; Sordariomycetes; Hypocreales; Clavicipitaceae
Product: Protein phosphatase 2C
Exons: 6
Coding region: 1-1317 (438 amino acids)
Biological process (GO): protein dephosphorylation
Molecular function (GO): protein serine/threonine phosphatase activity; cation binding
Source: RefSeq, a predicted model, not a curated record
AUGCAAGGCUGGCGUAUCAGCAUGGAGGAUUCUCAUACUACCGUGCUCGAUCUCGCCGCCGGCGCCGAUCUCGACCCCAAGAUUCACUCUUCCAAACUCUCCUUCUUCGGCGUUUUCGACGGUCAUGGCGGUAGUACGGUAGCUUUAUUUGCGGGCGAAAAUAUUCAUAAUAUUAUUCUUAAACAGGACACCUUCAAGGCCGGCGAUUAUGCACAGGGACUGAAGGACGGUUUCCUCGCUACUGACCGAGCCAUCCUCAACGACCCCAAGUACGAAGAUGAAGUCUCCGGCUGCACUGCUUGUGUCUGUUUGGUUUCGGGCAACAGGCUAUAUGUUGCUAACGCUGGAGACUCACGAGGUGUAUUGGGCAUCAGAGGCCGGGCAAAGCCCAUGUCUCAGGACCACAAGCCUCAACUUGAGAACGAAAAGAACCGAAUUACAGCCGCCGGUGGUUUCGUCGACUAUGGGCGUGUCAACGGCAACUUGGCUCUGUCGCGCGCCAUUGGCGACUUUGAAUUCAAGAAGAGCGCCGAGCUGCCCCCGGAGCAGCAAAUCGUUACCGCAUUCCCGGAUGUCGAAGAACACGAGCUCACCGACGAAGACGAGUUCUUGGUCCUUGCCUGCGAUGGUAUCUGGGAUUGCCAAUCUUCACAGGCAGUUGUCGAGUUUGUCAGACGCGGCAUUGCUGCGAAGCAGGAUCUGGACAAGAUCUGCGAAAACAUGAUGGACAACUGCCUGGCAUCCAACUCGGAAACAGGUGGUGUUGGCUGCGACAACAUGACCAUGUCCAUCAUCGGCUUCCUAAACGGCAAGACCAAGGACCAGUGGUACGAGGAGAUCGCCAAGCGAGUCGCAAACGGUGACGGCCCUUGCGCUCCGCCGGAAUAUGCCGAGUUCCGUGGCCCCGGCGUCCACCACACCUACGAAGAUAGUGACAGUGGUUAUGAGAUGGAUGCAGAGAACAAGGGCAAAAGCUUCGGCGUUGGUGGGUACCGAGGCCGAAUAAUUUUUCUCGGCGAUGGCACAGAGGUUCUCACCGACUCAGAUGACACCGAAAUGUUCGAUAGCGCCGACGAAGACAAGGACCUCGAAAGUCAAGUGUCCAAGAAUAACUCGACGUCAAAAGAGUCAGAAAACGCGCCGACCUCUGCCCCUGACUCCACGGCCGCCGAACCGAAACAGGAAGAACAGGAAUCAAAAGCCCAGUCAAAGUCUGGCCAAGGACUCGUCAGGGCCUCAGCCGCUGCGCCCGGGCGGCAGGAUGACAAGAAGGGGUCCGGUCCCGAAUCGACCUCCGACGAGAGCAAGAAGGAAUAG